GAGGGUGUGUGCAGCGUGCGGGGUGUGUGUGUGGUGUGUGUGCGGCCAUAUUUGCCGCGCGCCGGCCUCCCUGGCGCAGUAAACAAUCCCAAAGUGCCGGGGAGCCGCCGGGGCGCGCCAGGCAGCCACCACGGGUUCCCUCCCCGGCGGGGCUGGGCGGGCGGGCGCGGCGCCGCUGUCUCCCUGUCUGCGUCUCUGCCCGGCUGCUGGCCCGCCAUGUCCUACAAGCCCAACUUGCACCUCGCGGCGGCCGUGAGCCAAGGUGGGAACAUCCACUCUCCAUCUACCAGCAUGGCAGGUUCCGGACAAUACAGGCAACUUAUCAAUGAUUAUGGACCCCCAUCUCUAGGUUACACGCAAAGUGUGCAGGGUACCGGCGGCAGUCAAGUACCACAGAGUAAGUAUGCAGAACUUCUGGCCAUCAUAGAAGAAUUAGGAAAAGAAAUUAGACCAACGUAUGCUGGAAGUAAAAGUGCCAUGGAACGGCUAAAACGAGGCAUCAUUCAUGCUAGAGGAUUAGUUCGAGAGUGUUUGGCAGAGACCGAGCGAAAUGCAAGAUCCUAGCUUGACCUCUCGAGGUUUUCCAUCUCUUUAUGAACAAGACAGAGAAUUCCAUUGGAGACGACGGAAACAUUCAGACAAAUCCUUUGACUGUUCGCUCCCUCCUCCCUGCCCUUUUUCAAGAAUGUGGACUGGGUCCCAAAGAGCUACUUGAGUCGCACCCGAGGGCUUUGGGUGCCUGGUGGAAUGUUCAGACCAGACUUUUCGCUUUGAGUAACAGAUUCCACCCCCCACAACCUGUUUUUGAAACUCCCCUUUAUUUCAAAAGCAGCUCACUGUCUGUCGACGAAGGCAUCUGUGACAGAUGCAAAGCCCAAAGCCCCCUUGGCCAUAUGGAACAUGUGCAUCUCUUUCGAUCCUGGAUGUAAAGAAUGAGAUUCCUCCUGUCUCCCCUUUAAUAAGGAGCUGACAACAUUUCAGUUCAGUUGGACACUCUUUGAAUUCAUUUGGAAUCUUUUUUUUUAAAUGAAAAAAAUUGCACUCAGUUGGCUUUUCCUCAAGUCUCAUGUUCUGUUUCUUAAUGCAUUUGUCUUCGAGCAGCAUUCCAGGGAAACCCCAAAGGUUCUGGGGAAGGGAUGGGGGGUCAGUAGAAGCAACCUGCCCAUGAAAUUUAUAGCUGCAAGACUGUUUGGUGGAAAAGCUAGUUCCAGAAUCCUUUGCACAGCACUAGGAUUUCAUGGCAGAUGCACAGAUGCCUUUGUGUCUGGGCCAACAUGGAAAAGGGCCCUUGAACACAGAAUCUGUGAAACACUUCCCUAAACCCCUGUAUGUUCACCCUCUAAGAAUUUUAUGUUAAGGACUGAGAUAAUCUCCCUCCCCACCAAUACGCUUCCUAUAGACCCGUGGUGGCAAACCUUUGGCACUCCAGAUGUUAUGGACUACAAUUCCCAUCAGCCCCUUCUAGUAGUGCCAAAGGUUGCAGACCCCUGCUAUAGAUUGAUACAUAAACUCCAUUUAAACCCCUCCCCCAUCUUUUUUCUUUUUGCAUGACUGUUCAUGUUGCAGAAAUGAUUUUAAAUGCAUGAAUCAGAACAUACUCUGUUACAUCCUGUAAGGACCCCCCCAAACUAACUGGAUUUCUUCCAAGAUUUAAAACGGUAACUUUGCCCCCAAAAAGGGAAAAAAUCCAAAUAAGCAACUAAAACGUAUUUGCAUCUUUGUAUGUAUUUAUUACUUGAUGUAAUAAAGCUUAUUUUCAUUA
This is a messenger RNA of Sphaerodactylus townsendi, 1762 nucleotides long. It is a transcript of the gene CDK2AP1, whose product is annotated as cyclin dependent kinase 2 associated protein 1. The record is from RefSeq and is a predicted model, not a curated record. The coding region runs from base 217 to 564 and encodes 115 amino acids. Gene Ontology annotation, cellular component: cytoplasm; nucleus. The transcript has 5 exons. Lineage: Eukaryota; Metazoa; Chordata; Lepidosauria; Squamata; Sphaerodactylidae.